Equus quagga is the source of this 951-nucleotide messenger RNA. RefSeq names its product olfactory receptor 18-like. Bases 64 to 951 code for a protein of 295 amino acids. The record is from RefSeq and is a predicted model, not a curated record. Gene Ontology annotation, cellular component: membrane. The transcript has a single exon. Lineage: Eukaryota; Metazoa; Chordata; Mammalia; Perissodactyla; Equidae. Gene Ontology annotation, biological process: G protein-coupled receptor signaling pathway. Gene Ontology annotation, molecular function: olfactory receptor activity; G protein-coupled receptor activity.
UUCAACAGGUGUCCAAGCUAUACAGAGCCUCAAAAUCUGACAAGUGUCUCAGAAUUCCUUCUAAUGGGACUCUCAGAUGAUCUGGAACUGCAGCCUUUGCUCUUUGGGCUGUUCCUGUUCAUGUACUUGGUCACCAUGUUGGGGAACCUUCUCAUCAUCCUGGCAGUCAGCUGUGACUCCCACCUCCACACCCCCAUGUACUUCUUCCUCUCCAACCUGUCUUUGGCUGACAUCGGUUUCACUACCACCACAAUCCCGAAGAUGAUUCUAGAUAUACAAACUCACAGUAGAGUCAUCUCCUAUGUGGGUUGCCUGACUCAGAUGUCUUUUUUUACUAUUUUUGGAUGUUUGGAUAGUUUACUCCUGACUGUGAUGGCCUAUGACUGGUUUGUAGCCAUCUGUGAACCACUACACUACUCACGCAUCAUGAACCCAUGCCUCUGUGGCUUGUUGGUUUUGGUGUCACUUUUCAUAAGCUUUUUGGUCUCCCAGAUGCACAAUUUGUUUGUGUUACAACUUACCUACUUCAAAAAUGUGGAAAUUUCCAAUUUCUUCUGUGACCCUUCUCAACUCCUCAACCUUGCCUGUUCUGACACCUCCACCAAUAACGCAGUCAUGUAUUUUAUUGGUGCCAUCUCUGGUUUUCUCCCUAUAUCAGGGAUCCUUUUCUCUUACUAUAAAAUUAUUUCCUCCAUUUUGAGAGUCCCCUCCUCAGGUGGGAAGUAUAAAGCCUUCUCCACUUGUGGCUCACACCUGUCAAUUGUCUGCUUAUUUUAUGGAACUGGCCUUGGGGUGUACUUCAGUUCUGCAGUCUCACUUUCUCCCAGGAAAGAUGUGGUUGCCUCGGUGGUGUACACUGUGGUCACCCCCAUGCUGAACCCCUUCAUCUACAGUCUGAGGAACAGAGACAUCAAAAGAGCCAUGCGGAGGCUCCUCAGCCAAACAAUCUAA